CCGUUGGAACGGGCGUCUGUCUUGUGGGUGGGGGUCCGCUGGACGUAAAGCCACUCAGUUAGCUCAUGUUAGCGUUAGCUAGCGUUAGCUAGCGUUAGCCUGGAAAACCCUAAUCUUCCAUGUUCAGCGUUCGCUUGUUCUGAAGUCUGUCCUCAAAUAUAACAAGCAAAGAAGCAGAAGUAUCUUAAUGUUUGCCUGCAAGUAAAAACUAAACGCCAACCUGGGAUAACGACGGGAUCACACUCUUCUCAUUCUUUACCUUCAGUUUUCUACGCGGAAGUGACUGGAAUUCAGUAAAACAGUUUACAGCUCACAGCAAACUUCAUGAAGUCUGUUGGCUGCUCCUGGUUAAAGUCUGUUCUGUGUGUUUGCUCGACAGCGUUAAUUUAUUCUAAGCACUACUUCACUUACGAUUUUGAUCAUUUAGUUUAAAAAGUGAAUGUUUUCUAGGUUGCUAGUUUUUUUAAUACGAAACUGAACCUUUUUAUGUUUUGGAUUGUUGAUUUAUUCUUUUAUUUACACGUGUUUCUGUAAAACAUGGGAGUUUUUGAUUCAACAAUUACUUUGUUAAAGCGGAGCUCAUAAUGAGAAUCACCACUUGUAGCUUUAGAGUCUGAAAGGCAACAGGAUCAAAUUAAAACAAUAGUACAUUUAAAGGAAAUUCCUGUGACUAAUUGUUGCAUUUUCCAUAAUUGGAUUGAAUUACGCCCUCAUCCAUGCGGAUGUCCAGUUAUCAGCUGAAUGCUGCCAUUUGGCCCGAACAAUAAGAGCCUGAUGAAGUGACAUCCCAUAUAUUCUUGCUAUUGUCCCCCUUAAUGAGCCAGGAGUCUGGGAAUGUGAGCUGCUCACCGUCACAAGAUGCAGACUAUCAAGUGUGUGGUAGUGGGCGACGGUGCGGUGGGGAAAACCUGCCUGCUCAUUUCAUAUACCACCAACAAGUUUCCCUCUGAAUACGUUCCCACGGUGUUCGAUAACUAUGCUGUGACGGUGAUGAUCGGUGGGGAGCCGUACACUCUGGGACUGUUUGACACUGCAGGUCAGGAGGACUACGACCGCCUGCGACCCCUCAGCUACCCCCAGACCGACGUCUUCCUCGUCUGCUUCUCUGUCGUUUCACCCUCGUCCUUUGAGAACGUCAGAGAGAAGUGGGUGCCAGAGAUUUCACACCACUGCCUGCGGACGCCGUUCCUGCUGGUCGGGACUCAGGUGGACCUGAGAGAAGACACCAACACUCUGGAGAAAUUGGCCAAGAACAAACAGCGAGCUCUGACCUGUGAAGCCGGAGAGAAACUGGCUCGAGAGCUGAAGGCUGUCAAAUACGUCGAGUGUUCAGCUCUUACACAGAGAGGGCUGAAGAAUGUCUUUGAUGAGGCCAUUCUGGCAGCUCUGGAGCCUCCAGACAACAAACCCAAGAAGCGCUGCAUCCUGCUGUAAACACCGGGGGGGGGGGAGGAGGAGGAGGUGGUCGGGUAGAGAUGGACCCGGAUGGGAGCAGGGAGGUGGAGGCAGAGGUGGUGAACGUGUAGAAACAGUGCCUUCAGUCCCAGUGACUUCAUGUGGGUGUGGACGGCUCUCGACAGGCUUUAUUUCCAUCAUAGAUACGUGUUGCUAUAAUAUGACUAACACAUGACAACACUCCUCAACAAACAGGAAGAGAUUUAUUAAUAGGAGGAGCAGGUGGAACAAUAGAGGUUCAAACCUCAGAGGCCUUAAGAUGCUGACAGUGAACGGAGUCACAGCUGAGAAUCAAACCAUGGUAAUGUUUGUGUUUAGGGCCUUUUCAGACGUGAUGACUUCGUCAUCAGACGUCGGCUGGAGCAGAACUUUAAGCUUCUGUCUUGUUAGAGCACUUUACUCCACCAGCCUGAGUUUGACCUCACGUCUGAGUGGCAGAAAAGUAAGCAGCUUGUCCUUCUGAACAGACUUUUAGCUUUACACGAAAAGUAAACACGAACAUUUGUCCCUUUUUUUUUUUUAUACAAUAGGACACAUUUAAUUCACAAACUGAAGGGCAGUGACCUCAAAAUACGAAAACCUGGAGAAAGUAGAAAUGAAGACUGGGCAGCAGAGAUUCGACCUAGUUAAAGCAGUCAUUCUGUAUCCGGACCUCAUCCAGAUUAGCACACGCAGAUUAGAAGAGUGAGGUAAUGAUUUUAAAGUUGGCAAAAGCCACGACACUAAGCUUUGAUUUGUGGAAACGUCAGCCGGAUGCAUCACACUGGAGUGGAGCCGUAUGUGACGUCUCAGUCCAGCAACAAACUGAAUUAACUGCAGCGUCGACACCUCAACCUCCACCAGCACCAGACGGUCGCUGCAAAUGCCUUCAAGUGUUUUUACCCAAAGCAGACUUUCCCUUUUACAUAAUGCCGUUUUUAUCUGUUCAUCCUCGUUUUGAACCAUCAGGACCUUUUGCCACGAUCUUGGACGCUGCUGUGGUGCUUUGCGGUUGUAGAUGUUCCUCAGCGUGUUGUCCUCCCUGCUCUUCUCUCCUCCUGACUGGACCCUCGCUGCCCCUCGGUCCAUUAGCUCCUCCUGGAGGCCUUUAACGGGCCGGCCGCCGACAGGAUGGUCAGUGUUUGUUUAACGAGGGAGAAGAGAUGAUGUAAACUGGAUAUUAUCGCACACGCUCAGGUUUACAAACGCUGCUUCUCCUCAUGUUAAAUUGAGCUUGUUCCACAGUAAAUUUUAAAAAAGUCCACUUUUCCUACAUAUUUUUUCAUUGUUUUGCAGAUGAGGGUUUGUUCUGAUAAGUAUUAUUUUAUUUUCUUGCUCCAUUUUGUUUCCUGGGGACAUUAUUUUAUCCUUAGAUGUUUUUACUAUUACUUGACGGCUGACUGAUAAUCACAGCCUGGACUGUCAAACUAACUCAACUCAUAAGCUUUGGAGAGAACGUAAAAGAGCAGAAGCAAUAAGUACAUUUGUGGAAAACUCUGCUCUGUGUUGAAAGGUGAAUGUUGAGCAGGUGGGUGUUUGGAAAAAUAAAAUCAGUACUUGAAGGCUG
Messenger RNA from Betta splendens (Siamese fighting fish), 3001 nucleotides. RefSeq names its product cell division control protein 42 homolog. Gene Ontology annotation, biological process: modification of synaptic structure; small GTPase-mediated signal transduction. The record is from RefSeq and is a predicted model, not a curated record. Lineage: Eukaryota; Metazoa; Chordata; Actinopteri; Anabantiformes; Osphronemidae. Gene Ontology annotation, molecular function: GTPase activity; GTP binding. Gene Ontology annotation, cellular component: dendritic spine. The coding region runs from base 859 to 1434 and encodes 191 amino acids. The transcript is spliced from 6 exons.